Messenger RNA from Menidia menidia (Atlantic silverside), 3310 nucleotides. Lineage: Eukaryota; Metazoa; Chordata; Actinopteri; Atheriniformes; Atherinopsidae. The record is from the annotation of a GenBank genome assembly.
AUGCUGGAUCCUCUUCCUCCUCCUCGUCAUCGUCUGUUGGAACAGCUGGGGGUGAAAGGGCCUUGGGCUCUGAUGCCCAGACGGGUCCCUCAGCUUCGGCUGCUGGAGCUCUGGAUUCAAAGAAGAAGGAGAGGUCUUCCCCCAGUGGGGAACCUGGAGGAGCCUCUUUCCCCCACCAGUCAGGUCCUGGUGGGGCAGAUCAGGACUCAGCUGAAGUCCGUAGAACGAGUGGAGUACCGCGAGAUGGACGAAAGCCUGGCCAACCUCUCCGAGGACGAGUACUAUUCUGAGGAGGAGAGGAACGCCAAAGCAGAGAAAGAGAGGAAGCAGGUCAUCCCUCCUCCACCUCCACCCCCUGAGGAGGAGAACGACAGCGAGCCCGAAGAACCAUCGGGUUUAGAAGGAGCUGCUUUCCAGAGCCGUCUUCCUCAUGACCGAAUGACCUCCCAAGAGGCUGCCUGCUUCCCUGACAUUAUCAGCGGUCCCCAGCAGACUCAGAAAGUUUUCCUCUACAUCCGCAACCGUACAAUCCAACUGUGGCUGGACAACCCUAAAAUUCAACUGACCUUUGAGACCACAGCGCAGCAGCUAGAAGCUCCAUACAACAGCGAUGCUGUGUUGGUCCACAGGAUACACAGCUACUUAGAAAGGCACGGCCUCAUUAACUUUGGUAUUUACAAGAGAGUCAAGCCUUUACCCACUAAGAAGACUGGGAAGGUUAUAGUCAUUGGUGGGGGUGUGUCUGGUCUAGCUGCGGCCAGGCAGCUGCAGAGCUUUGGGAUGGAUGUGACGGUGCUAGAAGCCAGGGAUCGUGUCGGAGGCAGAGUGGCAACAUUCAGGAAGGGCAAUUAUGUUGCAGAUCUGGGAGCCAUGGUUGUUACAGGGCUGGGAGGGAAUCCUAUGGCUGUGAUCAGCAAACAGGUCAAUAUGGAGCUGGCCAAGAUCAAACAGAAGUGUCCUCUGUAUGAAGCCAAUGGCCAGGCUGGUGAACGGUGCACAAGUGUCCCAAAAGAAAAAGAUGAGAUGGUGGAGCAAGAGUUCAACAGACUGCUGGAGGCCACGUCCUACCUGAGCCACCAGCUGGACUUCAACUUCCUCAACAAUAAACCUGUUUCUCUGGGACAGGCCCUGGAGGUGGUCAUCCAGCUGCAAGAGAAGCACGUAAAAGACGAGCAGAUUGAGCACUGGAAAAAGAUUGUGAAGACUCAGGAGGAGCUCAGGGACCUGCUCAACAAGAUGGUGUCCACCAAGGAGCGUGUCAAAGAGCUCCAUCAGCAGUACAAAGAAGCGAGUGAUGUCAAGCCGCCCAGAGACAUCACAGCCGAGUUCCUAGUGAAGAGCAAGCACCGGGACCUCACCGCGCUCUGCAAGGAGUAUGAUGAGCUGGUGGAGAUGCAGGUGAAGCUUGAGGAAAAACUCCAGGAGCUUGAGGCCAAUCCCCCCAGUGAUGUUUACCUCUCAUCGAGGGAUCGGCAGAUCCUUGACUGGCACUUUGCCAACUUGGAGUUUGCCAACGCUACACCCCUCUCCACUCUGUCUCUGAAGCACUGGGAUCAGGAUGACGAUUUCGAGUUCACUGGCAGCCACCUGACGGUGAGAAAUGGCUACUCCUGCGUCCCUGUGGCCCUGGCGGAGGGUUUGGACAUCAAACUAAACACAGCAGUGCGGCAGGUCCGAUAUACGGCAUCUGGCUGUGAGGUGAUAGCCGUCAACACCCGCUCCACUACUCAAACCUUUAUCUACAAGUGUGACGCCGUGCUGUGCACGCUGCCCCUCGGUGUGUUAAAGCAGCAGCCCUCCGCAGUCCAGUUCGUCCCCCCUUUGCCAGAGUGGAAGACUUCAGCCAUACAGAGGAUGGGCUUUGGAAACCUCAACAAGGUGGUGCUGUGUUUUGACCGUGUGUUCUGGGAUCCAAGCGUGAACCUUUUCGGUCACGUCGGCUCCACAACUGCAAGCCGGGGCGAACUCUUCCUCUUCUGGAAUCUCUAUAAAGCCCCGAUCCUGCUCGCUCUGAUGGCUGGAGAGGCCGCUGGCAUCAUGGAGAACAUCAGUGACGAUGUCAUUGUCGGACGCUGCCUGGCUAUACUCAAAGGAAUAUUCGGAAGUAGCGCUGUCCCUCAGCCGAAGGAAACUGUGGUCACCCGUUGGCGUGCCGACCCCUGGGCGAGGGGCUCCUACUCCUACGUGGCGGCGGGGUCUUCGGGCAACGACUACGACCUGAUGGCGCAGCCCAUCACGCCCGGCCCCGCUAUACCCGGAGCCUCGCAGCCUGUUCCCCGUCUUUUCUUCGCCGGCGAGCACACCAUCAGAAAUUAUCCGGCCACAGUGCACGGCGCCCUGCUCAGCGGCCUCCGAGAGGCCGGGCGCAUAGCGGAUCAGUUCCUGGGUGCCAUGUACACCCUCCCCAGACAGGCCACGCCCACUGCCACCACCAACCCUCAGCAGGCUCCGCCCACCGCCAGCGCCUGACCCGGCCUCUCUUGUACAGCAGCUGUAAAUGUAGGGGGUCCCCCUGAAACCCGUAACGUUUGUUUGUGAACGGACUCGGAAGUCCCAGAUAUAACUUUGUAUUUUUGCCUUCAGACUACAAUAAUGACGCAGUUGACUUUCUUCAUCGGGGGCAUUUGAGCUGGUGUGCCAAGUAAAGUCUGAGUGUGUACGAACAGUAUGGGCAGCCAUUUCACUUUUAAAGAUGGACGCAGCCCAGCACAGAGACCGGGCUUCCCAUCCAGCUGCAAGGAAUCAAUUCCAUGUUAUCUCAUCUCAAAGUAAUAUAGUAAUACAUUGUGAAUUAUAAAUGUGUGAUUCCACUGUUUAGAAAAGCAUGGGUUUACUUUUCGUAGUCGGAGCAACUCGAUGUCUUUCAUCUCGCGUGGACUCUGCCAUUCAUGAGCUCUUAACUAAGUUAAGGAAAGAUGAAACUUUCUUUGCUAAAUUAACACAAGCUGAAAACCUUAUAUUUUACACGUCAGCGAGCAACACGGCAGCACUCCCUCCAUUUAGACCGAUUGUGUUUUGAAAGACUUGUCCCCCAAGUGUAACACUAGAGGUCUGUCUUGGUUCUCCAAAGCUGAUGAGAUUUCCCUAUACUGUAGCUUUAUGCUUGGUACAUUUGUUUUCUAUCAUUUAGGCAACAGUGUAGUGAGAUUUUUUUUUUUUUUUUUUAACAUAGAACUAAGAAAACUGGUUACGUCUAAAGAAUUGUGAAUGUUUUUGUUGCUAUUGCAAGUUUCAGUAGUGUUUUGCCUGUCUUAUUUUUUAUUUUAUUUUGUCAGAUGGUUUGAUAUUAAAAGAAGACCAAAAUCUUGGA